AUGGGGAGGCUAGGAGGAGGAUCAAGUAAGUACCAGAACCAGGACUUCUGGGCCCUGAGGGAGGAGUGCCUGCAGAACGGAACCGUCUUCCUGGACCCGCUCUUUCCGGCAGAACCUGGCUCGCUGGGCUUCAAGGAGCUGGGUCCGCUCAGCGCCAAGACCCGGGGCGUGGAGUGGCGCCGGCCCACGGAGCUGGCGGCGCAGCCGCGGUUCAUUGUGGGCGGAGCCACUAGGACCGACAUCUGCCAGGGGGCGCUGGGCGACUGCUGGCUCCUGGCUGCUAUCGGCUCUCUGACUCUCAACCAGCAGCUCCUUCACCAGGUGGUCCCUGGUGGCCAGGACUUCAGCCACCUGUACGCCGGCAUCUUCCACUUCCAGUUCUGGCAGUUUGGCCAGUGGGUGGACGUGGUGAUUGACGACCGGCUGCCAGUUAAAGACGGAGAGCUGCUGUUCGUCCACUCAGCUGAGGGAAGCGAGUUCUGGAGCGCCCUGCUGGAGAAGGCCUACGCCAAGCUGAAUGGUUCGUACGAGGCCUUGUCCGGCGGCAGCACCACUGAAGGUUUUGAGGACUUCACUGGCGGCGUGGCGGAGAUGUACGAGCUGAAAACGGCUCCCAGAGAUCUGUACCGGAUCAUGGGCAAAGCUCUGGAGAGGGGAUCUCUGCUGGGAUGCUCCAUAGACAUCACCAGCGCCUUUGACAUGGAGGCCAUUACCUUCAAGAAGCUGGUGAAGGGCCACGCCUACUCGGUGACCGGGGUCAGACAGCUGGAGUACCGCGGGCGGCAGGAGCGUCUGAUCCGGAUCAGGAACCCCUGGGGUCAGGUGGAGUGGACCGGAGCCUGGAGCGACAGCUCCUCGGAGUGGAACGCCAUCGACUCUGCAGAAAAGGAUGAGAUGCUGUGUAAGAUGGAGGAUGGAGAGUUCUGGAUGUCCUUCCAGGAGUUCCUGAAUCAGUUCUCACGUCUGGAGAUUUGCAACCUGACUCCAGAUGCACUGAGUCAGGAUGCCACCAGCUUCUGGACCACCGUGACGUACGAGGGCAGCUGGAGGAAAGGUAGCACAGCUGGAGGCUGCAGGAACCACCCCAACACCUUCUGGAUCAACCCUCAGUACAAGAUCACUCUUCUAGAGGAGGACGAUGACCCUGAGGAUGACGAGGCCGCCUGCAGCUUCCUGGUGUCUCUGAUGCAGAAGGACCGCCGCCAGUUCCGCCGCCACGGCCAGGACAUGCACACCAUCGGCUUCGCCAUCUACCAGAUUCCCAAGGAGGUCCGAGGUUCUGCAGGUGUCCACAUGAAGAAGGACUUCUUCCUGCGCCGCUCCUCCUGCGCUCGCUCCGACAGCUUCAUCAACCUGUCACCAAGAGUGCACGUAGCUGUCAGCGCUUGCCUGUUGCAGAACCAGGCGUGCUCGCAGUCGUGA
Molecule: messenger RNA, 1422 nt
Organism: Poecilia reticulata (guppy)
Lineage: Eukaryota; Metazoa; Chordata; Actinopteri; Cyprinodontiformes; Poeciliidae
Source: RefSeq, a predicted model, not a curated record